AUGGGGUGUUGGGGGGGAGGUCAGAGAGGGGGGGGGGGGUGGCGGGGGGGAGGGCGUGAGUGGAGGACGGUGGGGGGGGGGGGGAGGGGGGGGUGGGAGAUGGUGGGGGGGGGAGGGGGGCAGGGGGGGGGGGGUGCGGGGCGGAGGGGGGGGGUGGGGGGGGGGGCGGGGGGGGGGGGGGCUGGGGGCUGGGGGGGGAGGGGGGGGGUGGGGAUGGGGAGGGGUGCCAGGAGGGGGGGGGAGGCGGGGGGGGUGGGGAGGGGGGCGGGGGGUGGGGGGGGAGGAGGGGGGGCGGGGGGGGGUGGGGGAAGGGGGGGGGGGGGGGCGGGGGGCGGGCAGAGGGAGGAUGGGGGGUGGGGGGAGGGUGAGGGUCGGAAUGGGGGUAGAGGGCGCGGCGGCGGGAGGGGGGGGCGGGGUGAGCGGCGGCCGGGGGGUGGGGGGGGGAGCAAGCUAGGGGGCGCCAGGGGGGGGCUAGGCGGGGGAUGUGGGGCGGGGCGUAGGGGGGGGGGUGGGGCGGGACGGGUUGGGGGGGGUGGGGGAGGUGGGCGAGGGGGGCAGAUGGGGUAG
Knipowitschia caucasica is the source of this 567-nucleotide messenger RNA. The record is from the annotation of a GenBank genome assembly. NCBI's taxonomy places the organism in Eukaryota, Metazoa, Chordata, Actinopteri, Gobiiformes, Gobiidae.